Molecule: messenger RNA, 651 nt
Organism: Aspergillus fischeri NRRL 181
Lineage: Eukaryota; Fungi; Ascomycota; Eurotiomycetes; Eurotiales; Aspergillaceae
Product: acyl carrier protein
Exons: 2
Coding region: 1-651 (216 amino acids)
Source: RefSeq, a predicted model, not a curated record
AUGGCGCACCAGGCCGUCGACCAGUCCUCACUUCCCCUGCCAGCGACUACGGCCGUGACGCGCACGGUGCAUGACGUCGAGUCCCUCUUGCCAAAUCAGCCAGACAGGCUCCUGAUUCUGCUCUCAAACGUAACCGGGGUUGAUGCGGCGGCCAUCGGACCGGACACUGUGUUGGCCGAUCUAGGGAUUGACUUGCUCAUGUGCAUGGAGCCAGCCAGGUUUAUUGAGACUCUCUUGCAGUCGGCAAUCACUCCAAAUGAGUCUUCACUCGCGGAGUACCCUGUUGAUCCAGCUAGCGGUGCCAAACCGUGCGUUUACGAGACUGACGCCAGUCGGCACUCGCUAGGCCUUUCUGUGGAUGAGUACGAGCACCUGCUGGCGGCGGUCGCCCAUGUUAUCCACAAUGCUUGGCCGAUGACCAUCGCGCGUCCCGUGCGGGAUUCGAAGCCCAGUUUCGCGCGCCUGGCGAAUUCCGCGAAACGAGUAGAUAGAUGCCUGUGUGGGAAGCACUUUGUCCGCAUGGCGUGUGGAGGAGUGGUUCUCCAUACCCAGCAGACAGCCAGGAUUUUGGCACGAUUCAGUGCGUUGAAGGCUGUAGAUCCUGGCGUGCUCAAGCUGUUCGUCCAGUAUUGGCGUAAGCUGCAUCUAUGA